AGCUUGUUCAAUGACCUCCUCCGCUGAGCCAUCAUCGAUGCUAAGAGGUGCGCUGCUUCGACCUCGAGUUAGAUGACCCUUGACACCGCGGCUAGUACAGCGUGUCAACAAUUCGUUCGAGUGAGGCAAACAAGACCCUCUUCUUCUUCACUUUCUUUUCCUCGUAAACACUUCCCGUUUCGGGAAGUGACUGGACACAUUUGGCCUAAGUGUGUGGAGCGGUGCGCCGAAAACAGUUGAACGACCGAAGAACCUGCGGAGUCCGUGCCCUCCGGACAGCACGUGCAAGCAACCACCUCGACAAAGCUGAAAAAAUUUGUGCGUCAUUCAACGCGGUACACUUUGUGUUCUCGCGGACAUCUAAAACGUUCGUGUAGCUCCGGGCGGGGUCCAGGUGAGGUCGACGAAGGUCGCAAACUGCAGCCACCGACGGGUGUGACUCCCGGUGUGACUCCAACACGUGACAGCUGCACGCCACUACAGUUUGGCGUUUCGCGCGCAACCGCACCCGGCUGGUAGCACAUCUCAGCUCUUGGUACUCUUGGUACUCGUGAGUGCCCUUCAAAGACUCCUGUGGGGUGUGAGGGGUGACAUUUCACACGUUCGAGGCUCGGCGCCGGUGGAGGACGCUUGUCCCGGUAUUCAAGGACAGCCCCCCAACUGGAACUGUUUCGCCACCUCGUUACCGCAUUCAUCCUUAUAUUCAUCGAGCGAAGCACGCUCAAAGUCUGGGCUGCCGGUACCCCGUCGCCAACAGCGCCGACAUGGACAAGUGUCUAACGUGGAUCGCCACUUUCCUCUGCCUACUGCUUCUCGUCGAGGCUAUGGCGGAGGCGUCUCCUUACAGCGUCGCCGGUGAGGAGGCCGUCGGAAGCGGCGCUUCCGCCGAGGCGGACCCCUACGAAUUCUGCCGAGCGCACUUCGGCGCGGACUUCGCUCUGAACCGCGAAGUCCGCCGCGCCGCCAAUUCGGUCGAGAAACAGCCUCACGAGCCAAGGGAUGACCUGGACGACUACAACGACAACCUGGCCCGUCUCUUAUUCUUCACACGAAAGAGGAGCUGCAUUCGUCGUGGGGGCAGUUGCGACCACCGCCCGAACGAUUGCUGCUACAACUCAUCGUGCCGAUGCAACCUUUGGGGCACCAAUUGCCGGUGCCAGAGGAUGGGCCUGUUCCAGAAGUGGGGCAAGAAAUGAGGCGCCCCCUAGGGGGCACCGUCGACAGCCUGCGACCAGCGUAUAGAAGACGGCGGACGGUUUUGGAACGUGUGAAAGAGAAGAAAUGAACAAGGAAGAAGGAAGAAGGAAAAAAAGAAAAGAAAAAGACAGCCACCGCAUCUCUGUCUCUGUGGUACAUGGUAGUUCCUCAGCCGUAGUUGUUUCGUAUCGUUCUUAUUCUUUACUACGCGACUAGAAGCAAGCCCCUAGUGUUCUUAGACAUAGAGGGCGCCACGGGCUGCGCAAGAUGCGCGUCGUUCGCUGGCGUUGAGUGGCUUCGAUGUUUGUCAACGCGAGGUGGAUAGCUGAGGCAAACGGGUUUGGUUCUGUCGUCGACUAUCUAGUAUCUCGGUUCAACGCGUGUAGUUUUUCGACGCGCGGCUU
Molecule: messenger RNA, 1601 nt
Organism: Dermacentor andersoni
Lineage: Eukaryota; Metazoa; Arthropoda; Arachnida; Ixodida; Ixodidae
Cellular component (GO): extracellular region
Molecular function (GO): ion channel inhibitor activity
Source: RefSeq, a predicted model, not a curated record